Molecule: messenger RNA, 701 nt
Organism: Rhizophagus irregularis DAOM 181602=DAOM 197198
Lineage: Eukaryota; Fungi; Glomeromycota; Glomeromycetes; Glomerales; Glomeraceae
Source: RefSeq, a predicted model, not a curated record
UAUAAUAAAUUGUCAAGCAUUAAUUAUUAUGAUAAAGGAGGAUUUAGUGAAAUUCAUAAAGCUAUCUGGUCAGAUGGGCCUGUCUUUAGUUGGAAUUUUGAUAAACAGCAGUGGAAUAGACAAACAAAUCAUGAGGUUAUUCUUAAAAUGCUUAAUAAUUCAUCAAAUUUAAAUAGUAAUUUUCUGAAUGAGUGGAAGUAUCAUUAUGAAUGUCAGAAAAAAUCAUUUUCAAAAUUUGUUCAAUUCUUUGGAAUUACCAAAGAUCCAAAUAAUUCAGAUUAUAUUAUAGUAAUGAGUUAUGCAAAAAAAGGAAGUUUUAGAAAAUGUUUAUCUGAUAUAAUUAAAUUUAAGUGGCAAGACAAAUUACAAUUAUUGAAAAAAAUUAUAUUAGGACUUAAAGUAAUCCAUGAAUCAAAUUUAACUCAUGGUGAUUUUCAUGACGGUAAUAUUUUAAUGUCAGAAGAUUACAAUGAGAUAUUUAUAAUUGAUUUAGGAUUAUGCAAACCUAUAAAUAGUGAUUUACAAAAUUCUGACAAUAAAGUUAAUGAAGCUUGGGGAGUUGCACCUUUUAUGGCGCCUGAAAUAUUAAGAUACGAACCAUAUACACCAGCAAGUGAUAUUUAUAGUUUCUCAAUGAUAAUGUGGGAAUUUACAUCAGGUAUUCCUCCAUUUAAUGGUGAAGCAUAUGAUCAUGAACUUAU